Molecule: messenger RNA, 729 nt
Organism: Lolium perenne
Lineage: Eukaryota; Viridiplantae; Streptophyta; Magnoliopsida; Poales; Poaceae
Source: RefSeq, a predicted model, not a curated record
UAUCAAUUUUCACCUGCAGACUGUACCUUGUGAACUUCGUCCAAUGAUUAACCAGAUGUGUCCGCAUGAAGGGUCUUUCACUAUGCAUGGCAAUGGCAAAUUGAUGAACACCUACACGGUCUAUGAGGUGUAUGUCUACAAGACGCAGGCCAUCACAUAUUUGUAUGGACAUGAUUGGAGAAAGUUUGCUUUUGACUACGGUCUGAAGAAGGGCGACGAGCUGAGGAUCAGAAACUCAAACGGGCAGAUAUACGUAACUGCUUACAGAGUUGGAGACACUUCCAAAUAUAUAAUAUAUCCCCUGAUGGAACAGGAGCGGAUGUCACAAAGGGCACCCACACCAGCACCGGCACCGGCUUCCCACUCUCCUGCAUCAGCACCGGUUCCUGUACCAGCACCGUUUAUUGCAUCUACCCAGCAGGCCCCUACAUCAGCAUUGGUUCCUGUAGAGGCCCCAUAUACUACACCUGCCAGGAGGCUCCUGCAUCAGCACUGGUUCCUCUAGCUGCACCGUUUACUGCACCUGCCCAACAGUCUCCUGCAUCAGCACCGGUUCCUCUAGAGGCACCGUUUAUUGCACCUGCCCAGCAGUCUCCUGCAUCAGCACCAGCUCGUGUACCAGCCCAGGCUCCUGCACCUGCCCCAGCCAGAUCACCGAGGUCUCAGCUCAUUGUUGUGGCCACCCGUGUGGUGACCAGGACGCAUCUGAAGGCUAUGUUCGUGAGUAUA